Messenger RNA from Chanos chanos (milkfish), 2918 nucleotides. RefSeq names its product poly(rC)-binding protein 2. The transcript has 13 exons. Gene Ontology annotation, molecular function: RNA binding. The record is from RefSeq and is a predicted model, not a curated record. Lineage: Eukaryota; Metazoa; Chordata; Actinopteri; Gonorynchiformes; Chanidae. Bases 219 to 1199 code for a protein of 326 amino acids.
GUGGAGCUCGAUCUCACACUAUCACUCUCUUCCCUCUUCCCCGAAUCCUUUUAAAACUCUCCCCCUGGGUUCAUACCCUCCCGAACCUCUCCCCUUCUACCCUUACAACCCCACCCUCCCCCUGAACACAUCUGAACAUACGGAUCAGAUCCAACUUUGUGACCAAAGACCACCAACCUCGCGCCUUGUCAGUUAUUUUUUCCCCAGAAGACAUCGCCAUGGACUCCGGUGUGAUUGAAGGAGGACUCAACGUCACUCUUACCAUCAGACUACUCAUGCAUGGCAAGGAAGUUGGCAGCAUCAUUGGAAAGAAAGGUGAAUCUGUGAAGAAGAUGAGAGAGGAGAGCGGGGCACGCAUCAACAUCUCAGAGGGAAACUGCCCAGAGAGAAUCAUCACCCUGGCCGGUCCAACCACCGCCAUAUUCAAAGCCUUCUCCAUGAUUAUCGACAAACUGGAGGAGGACAUAAGUAGCUCCAUGACCAACAGUACAGCCACCAGCAAACCUCCAGUGACCCUGCGCAUAGUGGUGCCAGCCAGUCAGUGUGGUUCACUCAUCGGCAAAGGUGGCUGCAAGAUCAAGGAGAUCAGAGAGUCGACUGGAGCUCAGGUACAAGUGGCAGGCGACAUGCUGCCGAACUCCACAGAACGGGCCAUCACCAUCGCUGGUACCCCCCAGUCCAUCAUCGGCUGUGUGAAGCAGAUCUGUGUGGUGAUGUUGGAGUCCCCUCCAAAGGGUGUAACCAUCCCCUACCGACCCAAACCGUCAGGCUCUCCUGUGAUCUUCGCUGGUGGACAGGCAUAUGCCGUUCAAGGACAACACGCAAUUCCCCAGCCUGAUUCUUCCUCUGCCUCUAUCUCUCCUCAGCUCACCAAACUCCACCAGCUCGCCAUGCAGCAGAGUCCUUUCCCUCUGGCGCCUAGCAACCAGGGCUUCACUGGAAUGGAUACGUCAGCUCAGACAGGAUCACAUGAGAUGACCAUUCCAAAUGACUUGAUCGGGUGCAUCAUUGGCCGGCAGGGUGCCAAGAUUAAUGAGAUCAGGCAGAUGUCAGGAGCUCAGAUAAAGAUCGCCAACCCUGUGGAGGGCUCCACUGACCGCCAAGUCACUAUCACAGGCUCCCCUGCCAGCAUCAGCCUGGCCGAGUACCUCAUCAACGCCAGGCUUUCGUCUGAGGCUACAGGACUGGCGACCAACUGAUAAGACAGCAUCUGCACUAUCCCUCACAUUUCACCACCAUCUCUUUAACUCACACACACACACACACACACAGACAGACACACAGAUUCUCAAUGCAACUAUCCAGUGUUCCUGAUGAACCCCUCCUUCCUCUUUUACACUAGCCCCUCUCUGUUUAGAUCAUACCUACCAUUAGUUACCUUUCCCCAUUAUUUAUAUGGUUUCCUUCUUUCUGUUUGUUUUUUGUUUUUUUCCUUUGUCUCCUCAAAGGAUUGGUUUUAGAUUCCCUUGGGGUCCAGUUGGAAGUUUUUGAUAUUAAUUUGUUAAGUUUUUUUUGUUUGUUUUUGGAAUGGAAGAAAAACAAAAGGAAAAAAAAAAACCUCUCCCUAACUUUAUUUGCCAUCCUGAAGGAUUAGAGGUGGAAAAGUCUGAAUAGGCAUCAUUUUAGUUCUGUAACAUCAAUUUUUUUCCGAAAAAACUUUUUAAAAAAAGGCAAAAAAAGGAAAAAUAAAUGUAAAAAAUGACAAAAAAAACCACACAGAAAUGACUGACUGUUUUUUCUUAAAAUCCCUGUCCCUCACUCAAUCAUACACAUCGCUUGUUCCUUUAACAUCUCUCAAAUUGCUUUUCUCUCUCCCUCUCUAAGGAUUUGUCCAUUGUAAUACGUUGACAAACAUAGGUUGUCAGUUACAAGUCACAUGAGCUGGGUUAUCUUGAUUAAUAGCACAGCUGGUGAUGUCAGUCGAGUUUGUCUGAUAGAAAGAGACCAUGCUUUUAAUCUGUGGCUUUACCAAUCUGUAACUCUAAAGACUUGUACAUCAGUCAGUGACACAUUAUUGGUCACUGUAAGUCAUUGCAGAGGUCACUGGCUUGGUCUUAUCUAACAGACCCUGACUCAUACAGCAGGAUGGCUCUGUCCCCGAACAGUGACUUGGCAGCCCACCAUCCACAGAGUCCUUAGCUUGGCUUAUUAUAGACCCUGUGUCUGGCACACUAAUUCAGAAAUGGAAGGGAAGUCUGUGAAUAGGAUUUGUUAUCACUGUUAAAAAAAGGGGGGGGGGGAGUGAGAAGGAGGGAGGGGGUUACAUGAGUAGUUUGUCUGUUACAGUUCUAGGAUUUGGUUGUGUCAAAUCUUAAUUGUGGCUACUGUGCUCACUCAUCAUGUAAACAGUGUAACGAUUUAUCAUGUUGUAACUUUUGUUUUUGCUGCGUCAUUCCUAUUUUUCCACCUUGCCUUUUUGGCCACGUUUAUUAGUUUGUUGGUUGUUUUGUGUCAUGGGACGGGGAACUGAGGGUUGGGUACAGAGAGGAAUGGAAAAGGGCUCUGAAACAGAAAGGACCGGACUGAUCUAUCCUUUUUUUGUAAAGACUGAUAUUACUAAACUGAGUUGGAAUAUUUGUUUUCAAAUGGAGUUUUUUUUUUUUCCCCAAAAAAAAAAAAACCCUACCAAAGUGGAUUGACUUCUGAUUAUUGACAGGUCUAUGUAUGAACGCAACUUGUUCUAAGAACCAGAUCAUGUGGAGCUGAAAUUAGAUUAAAUAAGGACAUGGAUUUAACACUACUUUCUUGCUCUAUGCUUUUUUUGGCUUAAGUCAGAUUUUAUUUUUAUUGUUAUUUCCAGGAAAACUUUUUUUGUGCACGUUCUCAAAAAAGACUGUAGACCUGGGUGUCACAAAAUUGUUAAAAAAACAAGAAAUUAAAAAGAUAUGAACUGCUUAAACUAAAGUGUUUUAUGUAUU